Molecule: messenger RNA, 297 nt
Organism: Struthio camelus australis
Lineage: Eukaryota; Metazoa; Chordata; Aves; Struthioniformes; Struthionidae
Source: RefSeq, a predicted model, not a curated record
AUGGCGGCCGUAGUCUUGGCCUUUGUACUGUGUUGGCUCCCGUUCCAUAUCGGCCGAAUCCUCUUCGCCCAGACUGAAAUCAUCCUGUAUGACCUCACGCAGUAUUUCAACCUCCUCUCCAUGCUUCUCUUCUACCUUGGGGCUUCUAUAAACCCAAUACUUUACAAUGUCAUGUCACAGAAAUAUAGAAGAGCAAUGACCAAAAUCCUGCACCACAAGCAAACUUGGCACUGCAGGAGCCUGACCAGGAGUGAAAAGGUUUCUUCAGAAAGUGCAGAACUCGGUUCUUUCCUCUAA